AAAAAAUUUCUACAACUUUAAAUUUAUGUGAUAAAAAUUAAUGUUCAAUAGUAUUUAUCUUGGCAAAACUCAAGAUUGCUACAUGUGCGUGUGGUAUCAUAUCACAGCAUACGUGAACACGUGAUUAAAUCUGAUCUUAAUAUAAAAAUCUCACAGCGUAGAUAGCAGAAGAAAACUUUUUCGUCGAAAAGUUAUGCUUAAAAUUUUACUCACAUUAAUGUUUAUCUCACAGAUUUAUUAUGGACUUUGGAAUAAGUGUAUUCCAUAAAGCCAAUUGUAGAAAUUAUUGCCUCACAUUUGCAAACACAUUUAAACGACUAAGACGUGCGUGAAAUUAUAAAAGUUGAUUUUCUCGAUGUUAAUGGCGCAUCGCUAUUACGUAAAAUUUUAGUUAUAUCUAAAAUGUUUAAAAUUUAAAAAUAAUUUUAAAUUUUUAUAUGUGCGUGUAUAGAUAUUUUUAACGUUAAAAAUAUUUGAUAAUAACUGUAAAUAAUUUUAAAAGAGAAUCAUGCAAGUGAAGGUGAUAGAUGGUGGAUUUUCUACACAAUUAGCAACUCAUGUUGGUGAUACAAUAGAUGGUGAUCCUUUAUGGACUGCACGAUUUCUUAUCACGAAUCCUAAUGCAAUUAUUUCUACACAUUUGGAUUUCUUAAAAGCUGGAGCAGACAUCAUUCAGACAAACACCUAUCAAGCAUCUAUUGAUGGUUUUUCGAAAUACAUGAACAUCUCAGAGCAGGAAAGUCUAAACAUUUUUUCUAAAGCUGUAGACUAUGCUAAAGAAGCUAUAAAUUUAUACAAAAAAGAGAUAAAUAAUAAAGAACACGUUGCAAAUGCGAACCCACUAAUUGCUGGAUCAGUUGGACCAUAUGGAGCCUGUUUGCAUGAUGCUUCAGAAUAUACUGGCAAAUAUUGCUUAACUGUGUCAGAAGAAAUUCUUAUGAACUGGCACAGGCCACGUAUUCAAAAAUUAAUAGAAAGUGGUGUUGAUAUAUUAGCUAUAGAAACAAUCCCGUGUAAAAGGGAAGCAGAAGCACUUGUUAAAUUAUUAAAAGAGUUUCCAAACAGUAAAGCAUGGGUCUCUUUUUCGUGUAGUUGUGAUGGAAAAAGUAUAGCAGAUGGCUCUAAUUUUCAAGAUGUUGCACUAUGGUGUUACAAAGAAGCCUUGCCAGGACAAAUUUUAGCAAUUGGAGUUAAUUGUACCGCACCACAAAAUGUAACUCCCUUAUUGAAAGGAAUUAAUGAAAAUUACAAGGAAAAUUUUGUACCACUGGUAGUAUAUCCCAAUAGUGGUGAAAAAUAUACUGUAGAACAAGGUUGGUCAAAAAAGGGAGAAGGAUACUUCUUACAUGAAUUUAUAUUCCAAUGGUUGGAUCUAGGUGUUCGGUACAUAGGUGGCUGUUGUAGAACAAAUGCUGCAGAUGUGAAGAAAAUACGAGCAGAAGUAGAGAAAUGGAAAAGUAAUUAAAUGUUAGUAAAAAUAAAUCCUUGAGUAGAUAAAUCCCAGGCUAGAAAAUCUGUUGAAAUAUUUUUAUACACAUUUACACAACGCAUAUUAUAUAUAUUUCUUAUGAUUAUUUUUGUAUUAC
Messenger RNA from Frieseomelitta varia, 1586 nucleotides. RefSeq names its product homocysteine S-methyltransferase YbgG-like. NCBI's taxonomy places the organism in Eukaryota, Metazoa, Arthropoda, Insecta, Hymenoptera, Apidae. Gene Ontology annotation, molecular function: S-adenosylmethionine-homocysteine S-methyltransferase activity; zinc ion binding. The transcript has a single exon. Gene Ontology annotation, biological process: S-methylmethionine cycle. The record is from RefSeq and is a predicted model, not a curated record. Bases 509 to 1465 code for a protein of 318 amino acids.